AUGGGCUUUGAUCUGGAGAGGUUUGUGGGCUAUGUGAAUGAGGGUCUGCUGUGCUGUGUGUGCAGAGAUGUCCUCGAGCGCCCCCUUCAGGGCCCCUGUGAACAUGCCUAUUGCAGCGCCUGUAUCAGCAGCUGGCUGCUCCAUCAUCACUCCUGCCCAGAGGACAGACUGCCUCUGGAUGUGGGCAACCUCAAACCGCUGUACAGGUACAUGAGAAAUGACUUGAACCGCCUACAGAUCCGUUGUGUGAACGCAGGUCAGGGUUGUGAGGCGGUCUGCUCCCUGGAGAAUCUACACGCUCACGAGGACGAGUGUGAGUUUGCCUUCAUCUCCUGCUCUAACACAGGUUGUCCUGUCCAGGUAGAGAGGAGAGGUCUGGAGGCUCACCUGGCAGAAUGUAACUUCCGCAGCAGGGAGUGUCCGAAUGGCUGCGGUCACACUCUUCUCUCCAUGGAUCAGGCGCAGCAUAACUGUGUAGCAGAGCUACGCACUGAGGUGGAGAUGCUCAGGGCGGAAAUGUUGUGUAAGGUUGAGGAGGUGAGGCGAGAGAUGGAGUCGAGGUUGGACUCACAGAGGAGACACAUGGUGCAGAAGGAGUCCCAACUAAAGAAUGAUGUGGAGGAGCUCAAGGGUCAGUUGUCCCGCGUGAUGUGCGACAUGCGAGCCCUGCUAGGAGCAGAGCGUCUCAGGAGACAGGAGCUGGCAGAAGCAGAGCUGGAGAAGAGAGAGCUGCUGGAGCUCCUCAGGGACCUGCAGCCCACCAGGAGUCAGUAUCCUGCAGAGCCAGCAGUCAGAGAGCAGCUUCAGGGAGAUCUGCAUGCGUCUGGGUGGGACCUACAUGCUGAGCCGAUAAGACAUCAGCAGAGGGAGUCACCUUUACACGCCUCCAGCCUGUCACUUCAUUCAGCUCAGGCUGCAAAUAUCUCAGGUCCACCUUCAUCACCUCAGCUGGGAGAAGGGGCCCGAAAGGGGGGGACGAGGAGUCUGACUCUGGAUUGCAUCAAGAGGAAGAGUCGAGAGGUGACGGUUAUCUGA
Cheilinus undulatus (humphead wrasse) is the source of this 1035-nucleotide messenger RNA. It is a transcript of the gene rnf41l, whose product is annotated as ring finger protein 41, like. NCBI's taxonomy places the organism in Eukaryota, Metazoa, Chordata, Actinopteri, Labriformes, Labridae. Bases 1 to 1035 code for a protein of 344 amino acids. Gene Ontology annotation, molecular function: zinc ion binding. The transcript has 5 exons. The record is from RefSeq and is a predicted model, not a curated record.